AUGACUAUUACUGGCCCAACAUGGUUAGCAUCGUGGCGGAAUACGCUAAGACGUGCCCUCAAUGCCAACAUAAAAAACACUCCAGGUUAUUGCCUCGCCUCCAUCGGCAUCGAUUUUGUUAGCGGUAUGAAGAAAGUACAUCACUAUGAUUCGGUAUUCGUGGUAACGGACCGACUCAUCAAAAUGGCAAAGUUCAUACCAACAAAGAAAACUUUGGAUGCAAGCGAAUGCGCGGAUCUACUAAUCAACCACAUCAUUUGUAACCAUGGCAUUCCGGAGGAAAUAGUUUCUGACCGUGAUAAGUUGUUUACAGGCAAAAUAUGGGACCGUCUCAGACAAAGACUUCGAAUCCAACUCAAAUUCACCACCUCAUACAACCCAGCGUCCAAUGGCCAAACGGAGAGGACCAACGACACCAUGCGAAAAAUUAUUGCUAGUUACACUAACGACCACGCCGACGACUUACCAAUGUACUGUGCAGUGGCCGCAUUUGCUUACAAUAACAUGUACCAGGGUAGCAUUAAGACCACUCCAUUUUUCGCUAACUACGGCUUCCACCCACGGUUACCAGGCUUUACAAACAGAAUCCUCCAACACCACAACAACAACGAAGAGGAACACACAGACAGCACACUCCAAUCGGACCUUGAUUACCACCUACAAGCGUUACAGAACAUCAUGAUAUCCAUCCAAACCAACAUGGCAGAUGCCCAAGAUCGUCAAUCUAUCGACUUUAACAAGCACCAUCGCCCUGUUGAUAUUAAGGUGGGAGAUCGAGUUCUCAUACACAAAGAUGCGUACAACAACCAGACGUACACGAAGUUCCAUCACCUCAGGACAAAUAAACGUACCGUCUCAAUCGUCGAAUCAACACAUUCCACGUUCGACGUCUCAAGUUGCUCUACGAAAGAGUCAAUGCCCCUAAUGUGCCUCCAGAAUCUUACCAACACAAGUUACAUCUCAUCGAGUCUGUUGUUCGUACCUUUGCAAACCGCACCUGUGAAGUUCGCUGUUCUAAUGCCAAAAUUUGGGACACCAGUAUUUUGCCCAUAG
Messenger RNA from Naumovozyma castellii, 1053 nucleotides. RefSeq lists its product as uncharacterized. Lineage: Eukaryota; Fungi; Ascomycota; Saccharomycetes; Saccharomycetales; Saccharomycetaceae. Bases 1 to 1053 code for a protein of 350 amino acids. The record is from RefSeq and is a predicted model, not a curated record. The transcript has a single exon.